Messenger RNA from Sclerotinia trifoliorum, 1740 nucleotides. The record is from the annotation of a GenBank genome assembly. Lineage: Eukaryota; Fungi; Ascomycota; Leotiomycetes; Helotiales; Sclerotiniaceae.
GCAUCACAUCCAUCUUCUCUUCUACCACUUCUUAAACCCUUUUCUUUCUUUCUUCAAUACAACAAACAAUACAGAAACACAUCAACAUCAACUUUGUAACUUCAAUUAAUUGUGUUAACUUUCUUAAUAAUUAUCUAAAUUUCUAUUCAUUCUUCUACAACACAAAGGUACGUGCAGAAAUCUCAUCCAAAUCCCCUCCUCUACCAUUUUAUGAUGAGACACAAGCUGGCACCAGUCUGAGUCGAUUUGUACUCAUAUCUUUGAAGACAAUGCUAUGGCUUUCGAGCCUCCUUCUGAACAAUUAAACCUUUCUACACUUUGAAAUUUUGUCACGUUCAUUUCUAUGCAUGUUACUAACAUUCAAUUUGACAGAUUUCCAACUUCUUAAAACUUCAAUCAAUAUGGUUCUUCACAAUCCAAACAAUUGGCAUUGGGUUAACAAAGAUGCUUCUACAUGGGCAAAACAAUGGGUGGAGGAUAAUAUAAAGGAAAUCAAGGCUGAGGAGGAUGGUGUUACUGCUCAAUUGGAUAAAUUGAUCAGUAUGGAUGGAGAUGUUGAUGUAAAUCAACGAAAGGGAAAGGUUAUUACCAUAUUUGAUGUCAAGCUCGUUAUUGAGUAUUCAGGUAUGCCCUGUAGUUAUAGUCAAUAUUAUGAAUUUAUGUCUAAUUGGACUAGGCAAAACCAAAGAUGAUGAAUCCGUUAGUGGUACCAUCACAGUUCCUGAAGUUGCUCAUGAUACCGAAGAAAAUGAAUAUGUUGUAUGUUUUGUUCAUUCCAUAAAUGAAUACUUGAGUGAAAUAUCUAAUAUGAGUUUUAGUUCGACAUUGAUAUCUACUCCGAUGCCAACUCCAAAGCACCUGUUAAGGAUCUUGUUCGUGCAAAAAUCGUUCCUCAACUUCGCAAACAAUUCGCACAGUUAGGACCUGCCCUCAUUUCGGAACAUGGAAAGGAUAUUCAACAUGCACCAGAUGCAAAUCCAUCAUCCAAGAUUACAGCCGCAAAGACAUAUCCUCACAAUGCUUCAAUUCAAUCUACAAGCACAAGCACCACCACCAACAAAGGUUCAUCUUUAGUUAAUACCGUUACCGUCACCGAUAAUGAAGAAUUUAGAGCUCCAGCUUCAGAACUUUAUCAAACAUUUACCGAUCCAGCUCGAAUUUCCGCAUUUACACGGGCCGCACCAAAAUUAUUUGAAGGUGCAAAGAAAGGAGGAAAAUUUGAACUUUUCGGAGGAAAUGUUUCUGGUGAAUACCUUGAAUUGGUCGAACCAACAAAAAUUGUACAAAGUUGGAGACUUGAUCAAUGGCCAGCAGGACAUUUUUCAAGAUUGGAAAUUAACUUUGAUCAAAAUGAUGUUGAUAAUGUUACGGUUAUGAGAGUUUCUUGGUCUGGUGUUCCGGUUGGUCAGGAGGAAGUUACUAAGAGAAAUUGGAGUGAAUAUUAUGUUAGGAGUAUUAAACAGACUUUUGGGUAAGUUUUGAUUUUCUUGUUGGGUUCUUGUGGUUGGAUAUAUGCUAAUGAUGAUAUAAUAGCUUUGGUACAAUACUUUAGAUGGAGUGAUGGAUAGAAUGGAGAAGCGAGGAGGUUGAAUAAGGGUAACAAAAGUAACGACUUUGCGCCUUAAGCAUGAAUGGAUGGAUGAAUGAUUUGAUUGAUUGAUUGAUUGAUUACAAGCGAAUUAAGAGGAAAUGAAUACCUAGAUAAAUGCAGAAAUGGCGUCAAUUUUUUAUAUAUUUUUU